UUAAGGCAAUCAGUUUCCUCACAUUUUCUAAGUCAAGUCAAUUUAUUAUAUAGUGGCAAUUAGUCUGUCACUGAGCAGUGAAAACAUUAAGCACAUUGUCAAUUUCUGAUUGUCAUGACAGAAAAUAAAAUUAAAGAUAUGAACUAAAAAAAUUCUUUCAAAACAUUAGAAGUUCUGCAUUUUCACUGCAGGUGUGUUGAAAUUUGGUCAACAUUGAAUGCACAUUAACCUGUGAUGCAAUACAUUUUCCCAAACAGAAAGAUUUAGAAGUAAGCAUGACACAGAGUCUUUUGCAACAGAAUUAACAACAUGAAAUGUACAACAAUGAGCAGAACACAGAAGAUGCUUUACUUACUCUUUGCAUUUCUAUUGACAACAGCUCAUGGAAAUAAUUCUUCCUGUUCUUCCUCUGAAUUUACUUAUGAGCAGAUUGACCAACAGCUUCAGGAUUUGAAAAAUUGCCUUGAAAUGCUAUCUAUUACAUGGACAACAUACCAAAACGCAAACAUUUUUAACCAACUACAAACACUGAGUGAUAUCAUCCAGAGGCAACAAAAUGAAGAGUUAAGAAGGUUACUGCCAGCAAACUGUUCAUCUCCAGCUGUGCCAGAGGAUGGAGGCCUGCUGUGUAUAUCUGUGAAGGACAAGGCCUACUGUAAACCUAUGUGCAAUGCGGGUUAUGAUUUCACUUUUUUAAGAAGAUCAAGGCUGUUUGAGGAAUGCAGUUCUGCCACACAAUACAAGUGGACAACCCAGUUUAUUGGUGGCAACAGGCUGGCUAUAUGUGACAAGUCCCGCACUGCAGUGUCAGGAGCCCCUUCUGCAUACUUCCCUGUGGGCCAGGACUGUCAGAAAAUAAAGAGUGAUGAACAACUAACGAGGAACAUCACAACUAUCUUUACAUCAGAGUUGGUUAUGGCAGGCAUUACACUAUCAAUAGAGUCUUCCGGCCUUCUCUGUGGCUAAAACAAGAAUUAAGGAGAUCUAAAAAUUGUUCAGAACUGACAUAUUCUGUGCAAAGCUCUACUAAAGAUUUUGGACUUGAGUCAUGUAAGUGCAAAUAUGUUAAUAAAAUGAAAACUAUGGAAAAUGUCA
This is a messenger RNA of Carassius carassius (crucian carp), 1095 nucleotides long. RefSeq lists its product as uncharacterized. The coding region runs from base 310 to 966 and encodes 218 amino acids. NCBI's taxonomy places the organism in Eukaryota, Metazoa, Chordata, Actinopteri, Cypriniformes, Cyprinidae. The record is from RefSeq and is a predicted model, not a curated record. The transcript is spliced from 6 exons.